Cebus imitator (Panamanian white-faced capuchin) is the source of this 3352-nucleotide messenger RNA. It is a transcript of the gene NXPH3, whose product is annotated as neurexophilin 3. The transcript is spliced from 2 exons. Lineage: Eukaryota; Metazoa; Chordata; Mammalia; Primates; Cebidae. The coding region runs from base 1530 to 2288 and encodes 252 amino acids. The record is from RefSeq and is a predicted model, not a curated record. Gene Ontology annotation, molecular function: signaling receptor binding.
CAGAUGGUGGGGGAGGAGGCUGGGUGCGUGCCGGGGUUGCAGCCGCGGGACCAAGCUGGGCCUCAGAGGGCCACAGAGCAGAGCGCCCACCCACCGUGCUCCUUGGACCCAGGCCAAGCUGGGACCACUCUGAAUGAUGGGGUGCCUCCUCACCUUCGUAGCCUCCAAGGGGUGCCAGGACUUGACCUUUCAUUUUUCUGAAGACUAAAGGGACCCUGAAAUUCCAGGAAGGAGACCUGAAGAUACAGAGUAGGGGUGAUGGAGGAUGGUCCCCCAUCUUUGGGAAUGUCAGAUCAGGGUCGUGUUCUUCCUUCUUGCCCUGGAGGUUUGCAGAGAGCCCACUGGGACAGGAGCCCCUCUCAGCCUGGUGGCCCUGUGGUAGAGAGGGUAAGCAGUGAAGAAUGAAGGGACAGUGCCAGGGCAGCCUUGACCACCUCACUCCCCAGCUUCUCAGGACCUGCCCUGGGCCCCAGAAUCCAGUCGGCCCCUAUCAGCCUUUUCAGCCCAGGGCCCAGCCAAAUGCUUCCUGUCACAGUGACUGGACCGAGAAGGUCCAGGGAUUAUCUCAGCCCCUCCAAGUAAAGUAGAAGAGGGAAGGAACAGAUAUCAUUAUAAAAGGAGUGCAGGCUAGACACCCAGAAGAACUUCCCUCACCACAGGUUUUGGCUCUUAGAAUGGGUUUUGGGGGAAAAAAAAAGAUAUUUCUGAAUUCCAGGACUCCUGGGCUGGGGGCAGGGCAGCAGAUUCUCGAUGCCUCUCCCGGGGAACAGGCGCUCUGCCAGAGGCGUGGAAACGGUAGGGUCCGUAUCCCCUGGCCACCACCCUCUCCCUUCUCCUCCAAGAGUUACUCUGCCCCCGCGUGCGGUCCCCUGCGGGCUGGAAAGCCGGCGUCCCAGGUCCCCGGGCUGCGGGCCGGCAGGGGAGGAGUUAACUCCGGAGGUACCGGCUGGGCUCACUGUACCUGCCGCCGCCGCCGCCGCCGCCGGUGGGAGGGACGAGGAAGCGGGAGCCGCCGGGGCGCCAGGAGCGCUCCAGUCUGGCGGGGCACAGCGCGGGGAGCGGGUGGCCGGGGCUCCGCGCGGCCGGGGGCGUCCGCCAGGGGGCGCGCCGCGACGGGGCGGGAGAAGCAGCCUGGUCUGGGGAAUUAGCACCAAGGACGGGCGCGCGCGCAGGUCCCCAGCACAUCUGGGCGAGAGCGGCGCCGCUGGAGCCGAGGGGGGCGCCGAGCGCAGAUCCGGAACCGCGGAGCCACGGCGCCGCUGGGGCCCUUCGAGGCGCUCGGGGCGCACAUCUGGGACCUCGAGUGGGGGCCGAGCCGCGCGCAGCUGGACCAGGGGAGGGGGGCGGCGGCAGCACAGCUGGACCGAAGGGGGCGGGGUCGGCCCUGGGCGACCGGCUGAGGGGAGGGCCGCGGGCCGCCGGGGACUGGAGCAUGGGACGGCGCUCCUGAAGGAGCAGGAAGGGGACGAAGAGGCCUGGGACCCCGAAAGGAGAAGCGGAGAGCGAGAGGACGAGAGCGGAGGAGGAGGAUGCAACUGACUCGCUGCUGCUUCGUGUUCCUGGUGCAGGGCAGCCUCUAUCUGGUCAUCUGUGGCCAGGAUGAUGGUCCUCCCGGCUCAGAGGACCCUGAGCGUGAUGACCACGAGGGCCAGCCCCGGCCCCGGGUACCUCGGAAGCGGGGCCACAUCUCACCUAAGUCCCGCCCCGUGGCCAAUUCCACUCUCCUAGGGCUGCUGGCCCCACCUGGGGAGGCUUGGGGCAUUCUUGGGCAGCCCCCCAAUCGCCCAAACCACAGCCCCCCACCCUCAGCCAAAGUGAAGAAAAUCUUUGGCUGGGGCGACUUCUACUCCAACAUCAAGACGGUGGCCCUGAACCUGCUCGUCACAGGGAAGAUUGUGGACCAUGGCAACGGGACCUUCAGCGUCCACUUCCACCACAAUGCCACAGGCCAGGGCAACAUCUCCAUCAGCCUCGUGCCCCCCAGCAAAGCUGUAGAGUUCCACCAGGAACAGCAGAUCUUCAUCGAAGCCAAGGCCUCCAAAAUUUUCAACUGCCGGAUGGAGUGGGAGAAGGUAGAACGGGGCCGCCGGACCUCGCUCUGCACCCACGACCCAGCCAAGAUCUGCUCCCGAGACCACGCUCAGAGCUCAGCCACCUGGAGCUGCUCCCAGCCCUUCAAAGUUGUCUGUGUCUACAUCGCCUUCUAUAGCACGGACUAUCGGUUGGUCCAGAAGGUGUGCCCAGAUUACAACUACCAUAGUGAUACCCCCUACUACCCGUCCGGGUGACCCGGGGCAGGCCACAGAGGCCAGGCCAGGGCUGGAAGGACAGGCCUGCCCAUGCAGGAGACCAUCUGGACACCGGCCAGGGAAGGGGUUGAGCCUCAGGCAGGGAGGGGGGUGGAGAAGAGGAGAUGCCAAGUGGGGCCAGGGCCAAGUCUCAAGUGGCAGAGAAAGGGCCCCAAGUGCUAGCCCCAACCUGAGGCUGUGGAGCGACUAGACCACAGGAGCACUGGAGGAUGAGCGGGCUCUCUGUAGCUUCACAGGGCCUUGCCACGGAGCCACAGAGAGAUGCUGGGCCCGGAGGCCCGCGGGCAGGCCAGUCAGUGUGACCCCAGAUCAAGUCAUGGGAGGAACCUAAACCCUUGGUUCUUGCCAUCCUGAGGAAGGACACUGACAGGGAGGGGGGAUUUCAUCAGUGUGAACAGCGUGUCAACUUAGGAUGGAUGGCUGAGACAGGGCUUCCUAGGGAGCUAGUCAGCUGGGUAGGGUAGGACCAGAGGAGCUCCCCAGCCCCGCCUAGUGGGCAGCCCUGAGCCCCUUGUCCUGUGCUGAGCAACGCAUGAGGCUGAAGUGGUGACCCUGGGGUCUUUGAUGUCUUGACAGAUUGACCAUCUGUCUCCGGCCAGGCCACCCCUUUCCAAAAUUUCCUCUCCUGCCAGCACUGCCCCUCUACCACCCGUUGCUAUGGCACAUCCAUCCUUAAGCCGAGACAGGAUGAUUGUGGUCCUCCCCGCACCAAGGUCACAGCCCGUGCGCGUGCUGUGUCCCUCUUCCAGGACAUCACACCCUGCUGGCUCCUCUGUGAGCGUCCCUGUCCGGGAGAGCGGUCCCUCAACAGUCAUCCUCACCUGUCAGACCAGGGUUCUCCCGGAUCUGGAUGGCACCGCCCUCUCAGCUGUGGGCACGGGUGGGGCGGAGCCAGGCCGCAGAGCAUGUGCUGGAUCUGUUCUGUGUGUCUGUCUGUGGGUGGGGGGAGGGGAGGGAAGUCUUGUGAAACCACGGAUUGCCGACUUUUGUGUGCAGAAUCGUGUUCUUGGAGCAGGAAAUAAAGCUUGCCCUGGGGUACUGGA